Lolium rigidum is the source of this 1873-nucleotide messenger RNA. Its product is annotated as protein NRT1/ PTR FAMILY 8.3-like. Bases 77 to 1801 code for a protein of 574 amino acids. Gene Ontology annotation, molecular function: transmembrane transporter activity. The record is from RefSeq and is a predicted model, not a curated record. Gene Ontology annotation, biological process: transmembrane transport. Gene Ontology annotation, cellular component: membrane. Lineage: Eukaryota; Viridiplantae; Streptophyta; Magnoliopsida; Poales; Poaceae. The transcript has 5 exons.
CAGCCACCAGAAGCACUACUGGAUCAGGAUUCUUUUUUUGUCAGUGAGCGGAUCAGCUGGGGCACUGGGGCAGGCCAUGGAGGAGGGCGGCCUGCGCGCGAGUAUCCUCGUCAAGGAUGAUGCAACAAGCCAUGAUGGUGAAGAAUCACAGUCUCUACUGGAAGUAUGUCAACAGCCAGAGCUUAAAAGUAGAAGCUCUGACUGGAAAGCACCUGCAAUUAUUCUCGGACUUGAAUGCUUGGAGAGCAUGGCUUUCAAUGGCAUCGCCAUGAACCUAGUUGUUUAUAUCCGCUCAGUUCUCCAUGGUGGCGUUGCCUCAAGCGCUUCAACUGUUUCUCUUUGGUUUGGAACUAGCUUCUUUGUGCCUAUACUUGGAGCUGUCAUAGCGGACACUUACUGGGGCAAUUACAAGACUGUCCUGAUCUCCUUCACAAUAUACCUACUUGGUGCGGUACUCAUUACAGUUGGAGCUUCUAUACCUUCUACUCCAGAGUUAUGCAACUUGAGCUCAUGCCCAUCACCACAGGGAACUCAAAAUGCAAUUUUCUUCUCGGGCUUGUAUCUAGCUGCUGUUGGUUGUGGAGGAGCAAGAUCCGCAUUGCUUCCACUUGGUGCAGACCAAUUCAACAAUGAGAACAGUCUAGAUAUGCAAAAGAGAAGAGAUUUUUUCAGUUUGUUUUAUAUCUGUGUCAUCUUUGGUCUGAUAACUUCAGGAACAAUUGUAGUUUGGGUUCAGGAAAAUGUGAGUUGGGCUAUAGGAUAUGGUAUUGUCACCACGUGCAUAGCUCUCGCUCUGGUAGGCUUUGUGGUCGGAACACCAAUAUUCCGGCGGCGUGAGCCCAGUGGUUCACCAGUAAAGAGUAUUUUACAGGUUAUUGUUGCCGCUUGUAAGAACAUGAGCUUAGAACUCCCUGCUGAUAGCUCUUUCCUUUAUGAGGCGACUAGCAAGAAUACACACGACAGCGAACUCAAACUUGCUCAUACUGAUGAUUUCAGGUUCUUAGACAGAGCAGCUGUUAUUUCUGAUCUGCGCUUGGACAACAGCAGUUGUCAAAGUUCAUGGAGGAUCUGUACUAUAACUCAAGUUGAGGAAUUGAAAAUACUCAUCCGCUUGCUUCCAGUAUGGGUAACUGGAGUAUUCUUUAGUGCUGCAUUCUCACAAAUGCAGACUACCUUCAUUCAGCAGGGAACUGUGAUGAACACCAAGCUUGGCUCGUUUACAAUUCCACCAGCUUCUUUGUGUUCCUUUGAAGUGGUAUGUGUGACCCUUUGGGUUCUUCUUGCGAACAAAGUCAUUGUACCAGCGACCACAUGGUUCACAAGUGGAUCAGAGCUAACGCAGUUGCAGAGGAUCGGGAUUGGGCGUGUCCUUAUGUUUUUUACCAUGGCACUAGCUGCUAUUUUAGAAACGAAGAGGCUAGAGAGUGUCCAGCAUGGCGAGUUAUUGAGCAUCGUGUGGCAGCUCCCACAAUACAUCUUCAUCGCUGGGGCAGAGUGCUUCGGCUUCAUCACUCAGCUGGAGUUCUUCCACGGCCAGGCACCGGACUCCAUGAAGAGCAUAUUGACGGCGUUUGCAUUGCUCACCAUCGCUCUCGGUAACUACUUCAACUCAGCUAUGAUCACCAUCGUUUCAAGGGUGACAAUGGCAUGGCAUAGCCCUGGAUGGAUACCUGAUGAUCUGAACGAAGGGCAUCUUGACUACUUCUACUGGUGCCUUGCAGCAAUCUCAUUUGUAAAUUUAGCUGUCUAUAUCUAUUUUGCUAGUAAGUACAAAUUAAAGAAAUUUGUCAUCCAGUGCUAAAUCCCUUGUAAUCACACCAUUUCUAAAGGUUUAUAAGCCAGAGACCUACAAAAAUAACAAUUUUCUCCCCCC